Chinchilla lanigera (long-tailed chinchilla) is the source of this 4173-nucleotide messenger RNA. RefSeq names its product SUMO1/sentrin specific peptidase 1 (gene Senp1). Gene Ontology annotation, biological process: protein desumoylation. Gene Ontology annotation, cellular component: nucleus. The record is from RefSeq and is a predicted model, not a curated record. NCBI's taxonomy places the organism in Eukaryota, Metazoa, Chordata, Mammalia, Rodentia, Chinchillidae. Gene Ontology annotation, molecular function: deSUMOylase activity.
CGGCGUCCCCGGCGCAUCGCCCGGGGGACCCCGGCCCGCUGCGCCCGCGCGGGCUCUGCGGCGUGUGCCCCGUCUCUCUGUCCUGGGCUAGGACUUUGUAUCUUUGCUAACGUCAGUGAUGUGAAAAGACCUGACAUGGAUGAUAUUGCUGAUGGGGUGAGGAUGGACGCUGGAGAAGUAACUUUAGUGAACCACAACUCCAUCUUCAAAUCCCACCUCCUGCCGCAGUCAGGGUUGCCAGAGGACCAGCUUUCACUUCCUGACCAGCAGAUUUUACCUUCCAGGCCAGGAACUUUGGAUCGAUCUUUUACAUGUUCCACAAGAAGUGCAGCUUGUUGUCCAAGUUUCUACUCAGACAACCCCUCCUCAGACAGUUUUCUUGGCUCAGGCGAUGCAAGGAAUUUUUGCCAGGGUGCAAACGGCCAGUGGAGAAACUCCACUCCAGUACCAAGCUCAGCUUCACAGAAAUCAAGAAACAGCCGGAGUCUUUACCUUGAAACCCGAAAGACCUUGAGUGGAUUAUCAAACGCGUUUGCAGGAAAGUCAAACCAUCACUGCCAUAUGUCUGCGUAUGAGAAGUCCUUUCCUAUUAAGCCAGUCGCAAGCCCAUCUUGGAGUGGUUCUUGUCGUCGAAGCCUUUUAAGCCCUAAGAAAACUCCGCGACGACAUGUUAGUACGGCAGAAGAGACAGUUCAAGAAGAAGAAAGAGAGAUCUACAGACAACUGCUACAGAUGGUCACAGGGAAACAGUUCUCUGUGGCCAAACCUACCACACAUUUUCCUUUACACCUGUCUCGAUGUCUUAGUUCCAGUAAGAAUACUUUGAAAGACUCACUGUUUAAAAAUGGAAACUCUUGUGCAUCUCAUAUCAUUGGCUCGGAUACUUCAUCGUCAGGAUCGGCCAGCAUUUUAACUACCCAAGAGCCCCUGCCCCAUAGCGCAUAUUCUGUGUCGUCAUGUGCUCCAGAUGUUGCGUUUGGAUCCAAAGAUUAUGAUUCUUGCCAUCAGUCCCAGCGUCACUAUUCUCUUCCACAUCAGCCGGAUAAUUUACCAGCGUCAAAUACACAAUCUGAAGGAUCAGACUCUGUGAUUUUACUCAAAGUGAAAGAUUCUCAGACUCCAGCUCCCAGUCCUGCUUUCUUCCAGGCAGAGCUGUGGAUCAAAGAACUAACUAGUGUUUAUGAUUCUCGAGCACGGGAACGAUUGCGCCAGAUCGAGGAGCAGAAAGCACUGGCGUUACAGCUGCAAAAUCAGAGAUUACAGGAACAAGAAUAUUCAGUACAUGAUUCAGUAGAACUACAUCUUCGUGUGCCUCUUGAGAAGGAGAUCCCUGUCACAAUUGCCCAAGAAACGGAAAAAAAAAGUCAUAAGUUAACUGAUAGUGAAGAGGAAUUUCCUGAAAUCACAGAGGAGAUGGAGAAAGAAAUAAAGAACGUAUUUCGUAAUGGAAACCAAGAUGAAGUUCUCAGUGAAGCAUUCCGCUUGACCAUUACACGCAAAGAUAUUCAAACUCUAAACCACCUGAAUUGGCUCAAUGAUGAGAUCAUCAAUUUCUACAUGAAUAUGCUAAUGGAGAGAAGUAAAGAGAAAGGGUUGCCAAGUGUGCAUGCAUUCAACACCUUCUUCUUCACCAAGUUAAAGACGGCUGGUUACCAGGCAGUGAAGCGUUGGACAAAGAAAGUGGAUGUGUUUUCUGUUGACAUUCUUCUGGUGCCCAUCCACUUGGGAGUGCACUGGUGUCUAGCUGUUGUAGACUUUAGAAAGAAGAAUAUUACCUAUUACGAUUCUAUGGGUGGGAUAAACAAUGAAGCCUGCAGGAUCCUCCUGCAAUACUUAAAGCAAGAAAGCGUUGACAAGAAAAGGAAGGAGUUUGACACCAAUGGCUGGCAGCUCUUCAGCAAGAAAAGCCAGGAAAUUCCACAGCAGAUGAAUGGAAGUGACUGUGGGAUGUUUGCCUGUAAAUAUGCUGACUGUAUUACCAAAGACAGACCAAUCAACUUCACGCAGCAACACAUGCCAUACUUCCGGAAGCGGAUGGUCUGGGAGAUCCUGCACCGAAAGCUCUUAUGAGGACUGCCUCAGCAAGCAGACACUGACCUGUGGGGGACCAGCCCUUUGUUGUCUACAGCCAGAGACCUUGGAAACAGCUGCUCUCAACCCUCUGUUCCGUGUAGCCCUUGAUCCUGGACCAGGCCCUGGCAAGAUGCAUUCACAAGCACAUCUGCCUUUCCUUUUGUAUCUCAGAUACUAUUUUUGCAAAGAAACUUUGGUGCUGUGAAGGGGGUGAGGGGCAUCCCUAAGCUGAAGAGAGACCACUUGUACUUCUUCAGUUCUGCCAUCUUGUUUUCAGAGGGCUCCAGCCUCACUCAGUUCCUGAUCAGGGGACUGGGAAAGGCUUGGAAAGAAUCUUGGUUUCUUGUAAACUGUUGUUGCUAGGCCUUACUAAGAAGUAGCAAAGGGCAUGGUCACAGGAGGGACGAAACCACCAGCAUAUCCAUGCACAUACACAUACAUGGUGUUCGAGAUGCAGUCGGGAGAGUGACUGUCAGCUGGACUUCGGGGCGUAUACGGACGUCCCUGCCUUCAGGACCCUUCCUAUUUAUACACCCCUAUGUGAAACCUAACUACUUCCCUACAAGACUGUAUUAGCAGUUCCAUUACAUCCUGAGGCACAACACAGGCAGACUCCAAAGUCCAGGCAGUCCUUUCCUGAGAGCAGGGGUUUGCAUGUGCUGAGCACACGUGCUACAGGGAGGACCCACCCAGGGAAGGCUCGGUGGAACAACAAAAGCCCCAUUGCUAAUGUUGCCUGCUUCUGACCAAGAAGAAGGGCCUCAGUCUUCAGCAUAAAAUUCCAGUGUUGGAUGGAUCCAGGUCCAGUUGGUCUGUGGCUAGUUUAAAUAUGUCUCUAACCACGGAAUAUGUAUAUGUAUUCAUCACAGGGAUAUGCGUUUUUUAAAAAAAGACUGAAUGUGUUCACCAGUUAGCCUGUAGAUUUAUUUUCAUUUUCCAAAUUCUAGCACACAGAGAUCCCAGCCCUUAUGUGUAGGGUGUUUGUGGACUUCCUAACAGAAUAUUUUGAGGCCUGGAUGACCUUUGGCUUAGGGGUAGAUGUUAUUGAUGGGAUAAGAUUUUCAGCUGAAAAAACGGGUGGAGUUGAUCGACUUGAGAUUUACAAAUUGCUGUUCCUUUUGUUCUUCUAGCAUCUCCCCGCUGAGAGCUCUUAAGGCUUAGAUAGUGAAAUGAUCCAACGCCAGUGUCAUUUUGUACUGAAGUUCCACAAUAGGAACGUUUUAUACUUUUUUCUGUAUUGUAAUAGGUAGUUUUGUAUAAAAUAUUUUCUCCCCUACCCUUGUACCCAUCCUUUCCAGCAUUGUGCUUUCUCCCUGGGCUUAUUUGAAAAUUUUACUCUGUUUUAUACCAAGCUUGUUUAGUACAUUUUUCUAUGUUUUACCACAAGUUACAAUUUGAAAAGAAAACUAUUUUUUUUAAAUAUUCCAUUGUUAACUGAAUGUUACUGUUUCCACUCCAGCAACCAGUUGUCCCACCUUUUUCAUAACUGCCUGCCUUCUGGGGGAGGACUACCCUUGUGUGUCUCCUUCCUUCCCUUCCCCCUCCUCCCCGUGCUCGCCCGCUCUCCCUCUCUCUCCCUCUCUCUGCCUGUCUCUCCCUGUCUCUCUCGUGCAUUCUCUCUUCCACUGUCUUGCUUCCCUCCUCCCCUUCUUCCUCCCCUCCCCCACCUUCCUCUUCCUUCUCCCUCUCCCAUAGGAAAUAAAUAGCUUUCUGUCUGUGAGUUGCUGUGACUCUUCACGUUCUCCUAGGAAGCUGUGGCAUGCACACUCACCGUGGGGCUCUUGGAAUACUGUCUGAUUCUUGGUACCUACUGCACUUAAAUGACAGCUUAAAGGUGGCAGUGUGGUAAGAUUUGGACGACGGAAUCAAAAGACUUGAAUUUUCCAGGCUCACUUACUGUUGUCUGGGGGCUCAUAACAAGAUAGUUCUCUGUAUUUAUUUAUUGUUUGUUCAUUUAGAUAACAUGUCUUACCUUCCUCAGAAACUUUUUGUACAGACCAAAGUAACAAAUAUUUAUUGCCAUGUAUAGCAGAAGAUGAAGCAUAGAACAAAAGCACUUUGCAAAAUAUAUAAGGAACUGUUGAGCCUGUCUGAACCUGG